CCCGUUGUGAUAUGUAGUACAAUUAUAUUCGCGGCUGAUUGUUGUUUGGGGUCCUCCGAUAAAAAAAAAAUUAAUGGUUUUUUUUUUAACUGUCAUCUUGUGUUUUAGUUUUAGUCGAUUUUAUCUCGACAAACUCAGCCUGUAUGUGAAGGAAGUUUGUGGUUCUAUAAUAACAAACGUCAUGGGGCCUAAAAAAAAGGAAAGAGACACAGAUCACUCGUCGUCAUCCAAAGGAGGCACCACCACUAAUAACGGUCGGGUUGCUGAUUCCGUUCAAGCACUCAAGCAGAUCAUGAACUCUUUCUUCAAGCUUUUGAAAAACCCACUCAGAUCUAUAGGUAUCUUCGCACACCUCACUUUCUUUCGCCCAUUUUCCUUCAUCGUACUCUGAGCUACAUGAAUGGAAGGUGCACCAGAAACCAUCAAAACAGGAAAACUUGCAAACUGGUGAAUUUGCUAGACAACAAAAUUCAAAAGAAUUCUCAGAAUGAUGUAAAUACUCGGUCUAAAUUUAUGACAUUGACUUUUCUUGGAUUCUAUGAUCCAAAAGUAAAUGGCUGUCGGGAACCGGUGAAAGUCGAAACCCUUCUAUUACAAAUUGGACAUAAAAAAAGAAAAGACGUCUCCUCGCCAAUUAUGCAGAUAAGUGUUGGCACAACGGAAGUUUGUAUAAAUCCCAGUGAAGAGUCUCCCCCUCCCAAAGCUCCAACGGUCUCCAUCUCAACCGAGGAUCUUAGUUUUCGCAAUGGCCAACAGGGCAAUUCAUACGUAUUGCUAUUGCGAGUUUCUGCGCCAGUAAUAUCCGAAAUCCCAUUAAUUUGGUUGAAGUUUAUUUAUUAAUCCACGACUACCCCUACGAAGUACUGGCGAUGUUUUCCUGGACAGUGUUCAGGACAGGUCAAGCCAGGUGAGCAAGCACUUGUAGGGGUUUCCUUGGUCCUUAAUUAAGAAAAAACAAAUCUUCAUGUUAUUGAAAACGAGGAUGGAAACAAGUCUGAUGUUGACUACCACUUAUCAGUAGAUUAACCGAAUCCUCCCAGAAAUGGAAUCAAAUGAUAUUCUGUCCAGAUAUACGAGUUACACUAUCAUAUUCUUUGUUCAUAUAAUCAAACAUAGAAUUUUCUAUUUCACAAACUUUAACGUGUUACUUAUUCGACUGUGAUGAGCGUUUCUUACCAGUAUUGCUCCCACGGUCAUCGUGUAAAGUUGGACCAUACGUUUCAGAUAAAAACACCAUGGCUUCAACGGCCGUGUUAUAAGUAUUAAACUAAGGUAAGAAACGGUUUAAUGUCUACCAGAUUAUCGAACGCCAGCAGAAACUUGUAGGGGUUUCCUUGGUCCUUAAUUAAGAAAAAACAAAUUAAAAUUGAAGCUUCUCCCCUAGGUUUCACGUUAUUAACGGUUGUCUUUUUUAAGAAAAUGUGUGUCAUCUCCAAGAAGAAAAAAGGAAAUACAAAAAAAAAUAAAAUUUGUAAUGAGAUCCAUUAGUCAAACAUACCACCCCGAAGAUGACGCAAAUACAAUGUGUUGUGCGA
Daphnia carinata is the source of this 1535-nucleotide messenger RNA. RefSeq names its product polycomb protein SUZ12-like. Lineage: Eukaryota; Metazoa; Arthropoda; Branchiopoda; Diplostraca; Daphniidae. The record is from RefSeq and is a predicted model, not a curated record. The transcript has 6 exons. The coding region runs from base 397 to 840 and encodes 147 amino acids.